UAAUGCUAAACAAAUAUCAUAUUUAAAACAAUUUCGUUUUCUCACUAUUAUCAAUAAUAUGUGAACUUAUAUAAGUGAAUUAUUUUGCACUAGAUAAUAAGCAUAUUUUUUUAUUUUGUUUAUAAGAGCUGAUCAGACGACACAAUCAUGUACAGUUCGAAAAUAUUAAAGUCGUUUUUAAUGGCUUUUUUCUUGGUUUUGACCGUAUACAAAAUAUAUCCUAAUGUAUAUUAUGGUGAUAAUGAACUUAUAAAAUACAAUCAAGACAAAUUAGGUACCGAAGAUUAUUUAAUUAACAAUCCUGGAUGCUACAUACCUAAUUAUGAAAAAACAAUGAAAUUCAAAGAAGCAAAUGUGAUGAAUAAAACCUGCGGCGUAAGAGCAGUGUUUAUUAAAAAAGUAUUCGAUAGUGAAAUAUUAUUUAUAAUAGACAAGAAUAAAAUUAAGUAUUAUACAAAAAAGAAAUACUCAUGCUGUUAUCAGUUUGUUAGUCCGUCUAUUAUUUUAGGGAAGAAAGAUUAUACUUCGUUGAGAUACUCAAAAUGUGAAGAUUUUAAAAAUGGCACGAAAGCGGAGUUGAAAGAGGAAAUCAUAACAGUAACGUGCACUGCCGCUAAGAGCUCAGUUAUAUACAAAGAUGCAUAUGCGAUACUAAAGAAAAUAAAAAGGAAUGAUGUAAAGAAAAACGAAAAAUCAUGGAACGUAAUAAUAUUAGGAAUGGAUACGAUGUCAAGAGCACGCGCUUAUAAUAGCAUCCCAAAAACAACUGACUAUAUGUUAAAACACGAUUGGUUAGAUUAUAGAGGAUACCAAAAGGUAGGAUAUAAUACGUUUCCGAAUGUCAUGUCUCUAUUGACGGGCAAACACGUAUCAAAAGUGUACAAGGCCUGCGUUCCGACAAUGGAUAGUUGUAAUCAUAUGAUAAUAUGGUCAGAUUUUAAAAAAGCAGGAUACGUAACAGCUACUGGUGAAGAUUACUUAAGUCUACCGGACACUUUUGGCAAAUUGGGAUAUAAAUCGUCACCUACGGAUCACUACCUUCGACAACUAUUUUUAACAGGAGAAAAUUCACACGGAAACCUUGUAUGCACAAAAAAGAUGCCGUCAACAAAUCAUAUACUCGAUUAUGCAACUUCGUUUGCAGAAAGUUAUAAAGACGACAAAUUCUUUGGAAUGUUUUGGUUUAAUUCCUACACUCACAAUUUAAUAAAUGUGCCACAACUUAUCGAUCACGAUAUUGUCAAAUUCUAUAGCAAUCUCCACGAUUCCGGUAUCAUGAAUAAAACUUUCAUAUUUUUCUUAAGCGAUCAUGGCCUGCGUUACGGUGAUUCGAGGAAACUUUUUGAGUCAUACUAUGAAGAACGUCUUCCAAUGUUAUUUUUAUGGGUUCCCUAUGAUUUUCGUAAAAUAUACGAAAAUGAAUAUAAAAACUUAAUUGUUAAUCAAAAUCGAUUACUUACCCCAUAUGACUUACACGCCACAUUUUGGGAUAUUAUUUUGAAGUCAAAAAUACUCGUUAAUAAAACUAAUUUAGAUGACUGUCCAUAUUGUGAGAGUAUUUUUAAAGAAAUCAAUACGCACAGGACUUGCACUGGCGCCAAUGUGGAUGAAAAAUGGUGUACAUGCCAUGAAAUGACCAGUAUUGAUCAAAAACACGUUGAUGCAAAUGGAACUAUAGAAUUAGUUGUUAAAUAUUUGCAAGAUAAAAUGAGAAAUAUAAAAACGAUUCCGUGUAUGAAAUGUAUUGUAUUAAAUUUAAAAAAAGUUUUACGAAUUCACACAUAUCACGACGAAACCUUUAAUAGUACGUAUUAUGUCCUGGCAAUUGUAAUGAGUCCUGCAGAUGUUGCUUAUGAAGCAACAAUUGUCAAACGUAAUGGCAAAUUUGAUAUUAUAAAUCCAACAUACACCAUAUCGCCUUAUAACGUCAGAGGUAGCUGCGUCAUUGAACCAAAUCAUCGUUCAUAUUGUGUUUGUACAAAAAUAGCAAAAUGUAAAAUUAAACACUGAAAUUAU
Molecule: messenger RNA, 2016 nt
Organism: Melitaea cinxia (Glanville fritillary)
Lineage: Eukaryota; Metazoa; Arthropoda; Insecta; Lepidoptera; Nymphalidae
Exons: 5
Coding region: 148-2010 (620 amino acids)
Source: RefSeq, a predicted model, not a curated record